Molecule: messenger RNA, 576 nt
Organism: Apodemus sylvaticus (European woodmouse)
Lineage: Eukaryota; Metazoa; Chordata; Mammalia; Rodentia; Muridae
Product: putative inactive carboxylesterase 4
Exons: 5
Biological process (GO): lipid catabolic process
Cellular component (GO): endoplasmic reticulum; lipid droplet
Molecular function (GO): carboxylic ester hydrolase activity
Source: RefSeq, a predicted model, not a curated record
AUGGCAGAGCAGAAGCAUGGGAACCUGUCCUUACCACCUGUGGUGGACACCAUACAGGGCAAAGUCCUGGGGAAGUACAUCAGCUUAGACGGAUUUGCACAGCCUGUGGCCAUCUUCCUGGGAGUCCCCUUUGCUAAACCCCCUCUUGGACCCCUGAGAUUUGCUCCACCACAGCCUGCAGAGCCCUGGAACGCCGUGAAGAACACCACCUCCUACCCUCCUAUAUAAGCUACUGGGGAGGGCCUGGUGGGACCAGUGCUCUCCGAUGUCUUUACUAACCAACUAGAAAAUGUUUCUCUUGAGUAUUCUGAAGACUGCCUUUACCUAAAUAUUUACUCCCCUACUGACCUGACAAGCACAGACAGGCUGCCGGUGAUGGUAUGGGUCCAUGGAGGUGGUUUACUAUCUGGUGGAGCAUCAACUUUUAAUGGACUGGCCCUGUCUACCCGUGAAAAAGUAGUGGUAGUAGUCAUUCAAUACCGUCUGGGCAUCUGGGGAUUCCUCAGAUACCACUACUCUCCCAUGAAAACUGCCCUUUCCAGUCCCCCAAAAGAGAGUGUUUACUUGAUUUCUUAA